AUGCCGGCUGAAAAAAUUACACAUUGUGGAAGUGACCGCAAAAUUGAAGAGCACAGUUUGCAAGCAGGUAUGGAACAUACAGAUGCAGUUAACAAAGACAACAGUACUACUAUGACUUUCCAUUCAAAUACUGAUGUCAAUCCUGGGAAUUAUGUUACUGAUUUUGAUAAUAGAGUUGAAUGUUCAUUUUGCUGUGGCGAAAAUGCAGAGUCCGAAUCUGGUCAGCGGUCUUGUCAACAUUGGACUCAGGUGCGUCCGUCUAACACAAGGCAAGCACAAAAAAAGAAACUCAGAGGACUUCAAAACGGCCAUCAUGAUCCUUCUCGUUAUACCAAUAGUCGAAAUACAAAAGAAAAUACAGACAUACAACGUCCCAUCAUUAACGGUAAUUCAAUUGAUGGGCAAAGUAUGCGUAAUCCAAGUGAUACUAAUACUUCAAAUUCAGCGGCUUCACGCUUUAAAUAUGAUAGAUCUUUGCAUUCAAGCAACAAAAAUGCACCAACAUCUAACACAGAACAAACUAAACCUGUAGCAUCUAAUUCAUCUUCUCCAGCUCCAUCUGUUUCUUCGGAUCUCCCAAAUGGACAUGACUUUAGUGAUAGUAGGACAUUCCCUCGAUAUGCACAUAAAUCGUCACGUUCAUUUAGAUCAUCUACUCAAGCCAACGAGUCAGACGAUCUCAACAGUCAGCGUUCAAACGCUUCACCCGUUACUGUUGGUGGAGCUAACACGAGAACCCGGGCUUCAGUGAGUCGGUAUAAUGUAAAUAUGUCACCCCAGUCUGGGACAAUCCCUAAUGCAUAUCAAAAUGGUCCUUUUGAUCAGUGGCGACGUCCUAAUAAUAAUGGCAGUUUGCGAAGAUCACAUCAACAGCAUUUCGUACCUCGUAAUACCAGUCAGUUUCACCGUUAUAAUGGACCGGCAGCUCACCCUGGUCGACCUCAUCAGAACAAUUUCUCACGGAAUCGCAUUUCAGGCUCUGGAAUGGGAGAUUCACCUCCCGUACAAGCAAACGACUCACCUAAUCCUGUUCUUAAUGAAUAUAAUUCACAACCUGAUUCAGUCCGAGAAGAUCUAAAAAAACCACAGACAUCUUGGGCAACUGUUGCAGUGGGUGUCCAAUGUGAACACAAACUCUAUACACCUAAAGAUAAUUCACGAGACCAACUAGUUAGUUUCCUCCUGGAACAGUGGCGCCGUUUCGACCGAAAAUCGACCUAAUGCACAAAUUAACACGAGACGUAUUUUUUAAGUAUCCCGUUUUUCACCUAUGGUAUCAUCUGGUAUUGUUUUGUACUGGGUGGGAUGUUACAUUCUUUCUUCCUCUCUCUCUUUAUAUAUAUAUAUAUAUAUAUAU
This is a messenger RNA of Schistosoma intercalatum, 1357 nucleotides long. NCBI's taxonomy places the organism in Eukaryota, Metazoa, Platyhelminthes, Trematoda, Strigeidida, Schistosomatidae. The record is from the annotation of a GenBank genome assembly.